Brassica napus (rape) is the source of this 1042-nucleotide messenger RNA. RefSeq names its product thioredoxin X, chloroplastic. The record is from RefSeq and is a predicted model, not a curated record. Lineage: Eukaryota; Viridiplantae; Streptophyta; Magnoliopsida; Brassicales; Brassicaceae. The transcript is spliced from 2 exons. Gene Ontology annotation, molecular function: oxidoreductase activity, acting on a sulfur group of donors, disulfide as acceptor. The coding region runs from base 324 to 866 and encodes 180 amino acids. Gene Ontology annotation, cellular component: cytoplasm.
AGAUAUCUUCUCUAACUCAAAACUCAUUAGGAUAUUCUUAAAUCGGAUUUGAAUUCGAAUCUCGGAUUUGAAUACUCCGUUAAGCCCUACUCGUUGGAGUCAUGGGCUUGGUCCCAGUAAAGGUAUGUAGUUAUGAAGGUGUUCUGUUCAUUUCUAAUAGUACGAGGCCAAAAUUGAAAGAAUCGAAAAGUAGUGGACAUUUAAGAAAAAUAAGUCAUCACCUAGCUUUCAUUCCUAUGGCCACACAAUCGUUUUUAUUCUGCAUCAAGUGAACAUCAUCAUCGUCCACUGAGGAAAAGGAGGAGGAAAGAAGCAAGCAAGCAAUGGAUUGUAUUGUCUCCAGCUCGACGGUUCUUAUCCGAUCACAUCUCACUCCAAUUCGCUCAGCUUCCUCCGUAUCCGCCAAACCUCUGAGCUCAGCACAGGUCACAUCCUUCGCUGCUAACCGCCACACACUCUCGUUCAAGUCCGAUUACAAAAGAAUCAGAGCAUUCUCCACUAGCGCGUCUACGAUAAGAUGCGGCGGAAUCAAGGAGAUAGGGGAGAGUGAGUUUACCAGCACGGUUCUUGAAUCGGACCGGCCGGUUCUGGUUAAUUUCGUCGCCACGUGGUGCGGUCCCUGCAAGUUGGUCUAUCCAGCCACGGAAGCUUUAUCUCAGGAGUAUGGUGACAGGUUGACGAUUGUGAAGAUUGAUCACGACGCGAAUCCGAAUUUGAUAGCAGAGUACAAGGUUUAUGGUUUACCGCAUUUUAUACUCUUUAAGGACGGUAAGGAAGUUGCAGGUAGCAGAAGGGAAGGUGCGAUUACUAAAGCUAAGCUUAAGGAGUACAUUGAUGGUCUCUUGACCUCUAUAUCCGUUGCUUAAUGGUCACUCUCUGUUUCUCUCCACUGGCUGUUUCUCAUUCCUCAACGACACUGUUUGUCUUGUAAACACAUUCUCUUGAGUUGUGAUCUUCAUCAACCGUUUUGUCACCAAAUGUGUAAAUCUAGCAACAGAUUAGAGACAAAAUAACCAAAUACAAUAUAGAAUCUUAUUGGUCA